Molecule: messenger RNA, 3210 nt
Organism: Punctularia strigosozonata HHB-11173 SS5
Lineage: Eukaryota; Fungi; Basidiomycota; Agaricomycetes; Corticiales; Punctulariaceae
Exons: 2
Coding region: 1-3210 (1069 amino acids)
Source: RefSeq, a predicted model, not a curated record
AUGGCCAGCCAAGACCUCCCGCCAUGGAUGACGCUUGCCACCAGCACCUUUACCGACGCUGCGGGAAACCCGACCGCAACGGCUGAAGUGACGCUAGAGCUGCCGUUGACUUACUUCGGACCCAGCGUGAGUCUCCCUCUGCGACUGAGCUGGCACGGGCAAAUUGCUCGAUUACGUACGGUCGGAUUGACUGCUUGGGGACAGAUACCGCUCGGUCCGGACUGGGUAUGGGGUGGCUCGACAGAACCAGCGUCCAUCGGCAUCCCAAACACGGGCAUUACGACCACGACAGCGAUACCUACCUCCGCGCCGGCGACCACCACCAGCGUAGCGACGACCGUACCGACGGCUUCGGAAAGCUCGGACACUGCCUCCGAUACAUCCGCUACGACGUCAUUAACCUCUAUCGGCCCGUCCACAUCCAGCAUACCGAGCUCGCAAACAGCCCCUGUAACGAGCAUUGCACCGACCGGCACGCUAUUAUCUUCGUCACCCGUUCUGCCGUCAACACUUUCUUCGUCCUCCGCUAUUCCAACCGCAGUCUCCGGUCACACCUCCCAUUCGCGCACAGUUACCUUGAUCGCGGCCAUAGUCGGUGGCGUUGCCGGACUCUUCCUCAUCGCCGCACUCCUCAUCGGUUGUUGGUUGUGCUGGCGCAGACGCCGCCAACGUCAAGCCCCGUUAGGCACUGGUUGGGAGAUGAUCUACCCCGAAGACCCGUCAGCCUUGCAAUCGCCCAUUUCACCGACUCAUAGCAUCGAAGGAGAACGUCCCCAGUCUCCAGGAGAGGGCGGAGGAGAGGAGGACCCGUUCUUGCAAAGGAGCAAUCGAGCGGAUAUGGAGAUGAUCGGCGGUGCGAGGCUGGUGACCGUUCCCCCGCACGUGCUCAGGCCAUCCGACUCGGGUGGGGAUGAUGGAGGAAUGUACUACGUGGAUGCAAUGGAGGAUCGGGCGUUCUACAAUCCCGACGAGGAGAAAGAGCGAGAGCGUCAGGCUCAAUUGACCAACGCGGCUGCAACGAACGCCAUGGUCACGCAACCUCAAUCCCAGCGCAAUUCGGACUCGGACCCUGAGGUCGGCGUCGUCGGUUCCAGGAGGCACUCUCAGAAGGAAGACGAACAAGCACAGACCAUGCGCGACGCGCAGCCGCAAUCAGACGGCGAAGACGACCUGGACGGGACGACAGCACACGACCACGACGAGGCACCAGACGCGGACGCGCCUCUCCUUCGUCGCCCGGGCGCGGCACUGUGGCUUGGCCGCUCCCCAGCCGGCCUUGACCGCGCCUCGCCAAAUCCAUCCCGACGCUCACGCGGUUCACGCGCAAACACGCCCUUCGGCUCGCGGAGCGCACUCAGCAUUCCACACUCGGAUGCGGGUGAGGUCGAGCACGCGGAGCUCCUGACCGCCACCCGAGUGCACACGCCGUACGGCACGCCCGUCGCUGCGCACCCUCAGCUUCACGGAAGCGGGAACGAACGCGCGGUUGGUGCCGGGAGCGUGAGCAGCGCUUCGUCGAACAGCAUACUUGGCUUGAGCGGGCUCGCGCGCAUCGGCAGAUUCAGCUGGUUCAGGCGCAUAGAUUCUGGUGCCAGUGGCCGUUCAUCAACUGCCGCCGCUGCCCGUCCCUCAUCUCGCGCGACCGGAAACAGGUCACGCCCCACGUCACGCCCGUCAUGGUACACGCCCCGCACACCUGGAGCUAACGACGUGGAAGCCGGUACCGGAUCAAGCAACGGCGCAGGCUUGCUUGGCGCUGAUCUGGUCGGGCGGCGAAUUGUGCCACCGUCCUCGUACAUGGCCGUUGCGCAAGGUGAUGGCGAGCGCCCGAUAUCGACAGUGAGCGGACGCAGCGCGGUCAGUUCCGGCAACACGAUCUACUACGACGCGCCAUCCCGUCCUCUUACGCCCGGCACGCCUGUAACUUCGGCUGCAACUGCCUUCCCUCCCGUUCCGCCGAUGCCUGCGUCGUUCCGUUCCCGUCCCGCCACGCCGCCAUCCGGACAGACACCCGCAUCCGGCGUGGCGACUCCCACUGCGGCCCAUCUGCGCGGAGGCGAUCAUCCUGGUUCGUCUCAUGCCGCUGUGCCGACCACCGGACCUCCCGCCUAUGAGGAUUUGCCGACAACCCAGAGUCAGUAUUUCACGCCGACGGAGAUCCCUCCGGGCGUUGAUGUUCUUGACCUGCCUAUCCCGCGACCGGCGUCACCCUUCUCAACCGUCUCCUCGACCAACUCCAACCGGCCCCGUCCGAAGUCGCUCCAGUUCCCUCCUGGCCUUGCCCCGAGCGCAAUCCCGAGCCCAAGGGUAUGGACCGAUCUCGCCAACUCGAGCUCGAGCCGCGAGGGAGUCAGUCCUGCCGCCAGCAACGUCGGGAGCGGGGUCAGCGGGAUCGGCAUCACCUUAGAGUUGGAGGAUGCCCCUCCCAGCGCUGUUGGUGGAUGGAGGACGUUGGCGAGCGCUAAUGAUCGACGUACGACGUUCGGGCAGGCUCCUGUCCUUGUUCAUCCGGAGCGCACUCAGACGUCUGACCAAGGCUCGCUACAUUCUCAUGUACACUCCAUCCCCGGCUCCUCUCGCGGCUCGGAUUCGGUACCUCCGUCAGGACGGUACAUCCCGAUUGCCAGCAUCGGUUCCCGCUCUGCCUCUUCGCUCCACUCUGGCCCCCGUUCACAGGAGCCGUCCGGGAGCAGCGGCGAGACGGGCGGCGCGACGCUCUCGCACUCAGGUUCGAUCUCGUCCGAUGACCGCAUUAAGCGCGGCCGACGGACACGUUCACCCGCCGACCUGCGCUCUCCCCAUGUCAGCCUCGGUGCCGUCGGUGGCCGCGUUCCACGGCUGCCCGAACUAAACCUCCCGUCGUCACCGCUGCACCUGUCACCCCAAGCGUCCGGGGACGACAUUACUACUGCGUCCACCGGGCACUCCCCGCUCCUCGGCUCGACGCGCGCCGGCACCGUCUCUGGUACCAUAGGCACUACUGCCACUAACUCCUCCGUGUCCACGCAUACGAGCAUCACCGAUCCGUCUACGGGUAUCGUGAUGCACUUCCCAAGCGUGCCAUGGACAAGUGGCCAGGAGCGCGACUGGCCCGCGGACGCGUGGUCCGAGUUCCCUGGUGAAGACGGGAUGCGGUGUUGGGGUCCUCCAAGCCGCCUAUUCGCGAUGCGCUCGACGUUACGGCAACAAAAUGACCUGGAGCACGUCUAA